This is a messenger RNA of Chaetomium strumarium, 1398 nucleotides long. RefSeq lists its product as uncharacterized. The transcript has 4 exons. The record is from RefSeq and is a predicted model, not a curated record. Lineage: Eukaryota; Fungi; Ascomycota; Sordariomycetes; Sordariales; Chaetomiaceae. Bases 339 to 1076 code for a protein of 245 amino acids.
UCUCCGCCCCGAGUUCGGCUAUAACAGAAGACGAUCAGACAGCCGAUUGGCUAUAGCCCCGGCACCUCGUCUGAACUACCUUAUCUGUACUUACUCCGUACUGUACCACACUGGAUCCGCAGCAUCCUCUCUAGGUCCACUGCGACGUCAAAAGAAGGGCGGGCGGGGUCGAUGGGACUUGAUCGGUUCAUCCCAUGAUUCCCAAUCCCAGCCAUAUUUCCAUAUAUCUCGGGCUCCAGUCCCCUUUUUGUUGCCCACUUCGCCGACGACACCUCAUUAGCUUUGCUGAGAGAUCACCACAGAACACCGUCGUCUAGGUACGAAAGCCGAUACUCAACAUGGCCUCUGAACAGAUUGUCUUCUUCGACCUGCGGAGCAAGGAGCCCAACAGCUGCUGGUCGCUCAAUCCUUGGAAGACGCGUCUGCUGCUGAACUACAAGGGCUUGGACUACCGAACGGAAUGGCUUGAAUACCCCGAGCUGAAGGGCCGUUUCGAGAAGCACGUCCCCGCGCAGGAAGGUUCCAUGCCCUACACCAUCCCGACCAUCCUCCUCCCUUCGUCGGGGGAGUACGUCAUGGACUCGAAGAAGAUCGCGCAGCGGCUCGAGUCGCUGCACCCGAGCCCGCCGCUGCACCUGGACGCACCCGUGCUCGCCAAGCUGGAGGAGAUCCUGUCGCAGCGCUUCUUCCCGCCCCUGCGGCCGAUCCUGCUGGACCGCGUGCCCAAGCGCAUCCUCAGCGACGCGAGCAUCCCCUACUGGGUGCGCACGCGGUCCGCGAUGGUGGGCAAGCCGCUGGACGAGUUCUGCGCCGAGCACACGCACGAAGAGUGUUUUGCGAAAGCGGAGCCGGCCAUCAGGGAGGUUACCGCGCUGCUGGUGGAGAAUGAGGCGGGGCCUUUCUUCCUCGGGGAGGAGGUUAGCUAUGUGGAUUUUGUGUGGGCGGGGAAUUUGUAUUUCUGGCAGCGGAAUGGUGAGGAUGUGUUUGAGGAGUUGUUGCGGCGGAGCGGUAAUGCCGAGGCGCACCGCAAGUUGUUAGAGGGCGUGGCGCCGUGGGCGAAGAGGGAUGCUGAGUGAAGGGGGGGUGUCAUUCUCAUUCUCAUUGUUGUAACUGAACUGAAUCCAGGGGACUUGAUACAAAUGAACGAAUGAAGCGAGGACGUCUGUCUGUGAUAAUCCAUUUUGUUUCGAAUUCCUCCUAUCAGAGUCAGAGACAACUGAGAGUACUGUCAAAGCAACAACCCCUGCCUAAACGACCGCCACCAACCCGCCUUCUGCGGAGCCUCAUACCCGUCGGGUACCACCGUGUCCUCGCUGCUGCUGCUGCUGCUACUGCUGCUGAUCCCUCCUUGUUGUCUCAGACCAUCAUUCCACACAUCGUCGACGUCAACACCGUCCC